This is a messenger RNA of Rana temporaria (common frog), 2048 nucleotides long. RefSeq lists its product as uncharacterized. Bases 38 to 1792 code for a protein of 584 amino acids. Gene Ontology annotation, cellular component: SCF ubiquitin ligase complex. Lineage: Eukaryota; Metazoa; Chordata; Amphibia; Anura; Ranidae. The transcript is spliced from 12 exons. Gene Ontology annotation, biological process: SCF-dependent proteasomal ubiquitin-dependent protein catabolic process. The record is from RefSeq and is a predicted model, not a curated record.
CAGGAGCUGUGGAUAAGGACUACAGCCUGAGGAUCUGAUGCGGCACAGAGGAGACCUGGCGCCAUCCCUGUCCUCGCCCGCCCAAUCCGUGUCCCAUAACGUCCAGAUGAGGGAGGAGCCGACCAUUCACAGCUGGGGCCGCGGGCACCGAUUGGCUCCCCAGGAUGAAGAUGGCGCAGAGGAGCCGCAGAGGGGCGGAUCAGACGAGAACCGCCAUGUCCACUUCGCACCACCAGAUCUCCGCUCCCCAUCACACCACUGGCCAUCCAAUGGGCUGCGACUCAGACCUGCAGAAGGGGGUAAUGAUAACUCGCCUCCAGGACAGGCGCCGUCACCUCCCCGUCUUCCUCAUGUGUUGGCGAGAGCAGCAGCUGAGAUGCGUCAGGAGAGCGUGGAGAGAACUCCUCCCCCCAGGAUUACCAAAGUGUCUUCCAUCCCGCCCCUGAGGAACCUGGCACUGCACCGAGCUAUGGCCGUCAUUACUGCUCCCAGCAUGCAGUACCCGGGCUCCCUGUCUGGUCUGACUCCUGAUCUGGCGGAGAUGAUCAUUGAUCACAUGGUCAAGGAGCGUGUCCUGCGCCCGAGGACCCUGGACCUGUUCACCGGCUGCCCCAUCCGCAGCAUCACCCUGAACUGCUACCAGUAUUGCACCAACGACCUGAUCCGGCAGCUGCGAGGAUUCCCUAGCCUGCGGGCCCUCAACCUCGGCUCCGCCAACCUCAUCACAGAUCAGUCUCUCGGGGUCAUUCAGCAUCUGCACAGAUUGCAGCACCUGAAUCUCGGCGCCUGCCGCAACCUCACCGAAUCCUUCCUAAUCCACCUGCGAGGGUUGAAGCAUCUCUCGCAUCUCAUCCUGGAUCAGACCAAAGUAGGCGAUGUCGGAAUGUGCGAUUUCCUGCAGAGCGCUUGUUGUCCCCUCACCCACCUCAGUGUCAAUCAGACGGCGGUCACUGAGCGCACACUCAGCCUGCUGGUGGAUCGUAUGCCGGGCCUGCGCAUGCUGAGCCUCAAACACACCCAGGUGUCGGACGUCUCCUCCCUCUCCGGUCUCGGACAUCUCAGCACGCUACAUUUGGACAGCACUCGGGUGUCGGAGGAGUCCCUCCAGGUGGUGCGCUCUCUGCCGGCCCUCUCCACACUCACACUGUCCGGGGUGCAGUCUCUCUCCUCCAAUCGGGUGCUGGAACUGAUGUCAGGUCUUUCUUUGACUCGUCUGGUCCUCCCGGGCCGGCACAGCCUAUCGGAUGAGGGUCUCCUAUGUCUGUCCCGCCUCCGAGGACUGACGGAACUGGAUCUGACCGAUCACACGCAGAUCACCGACCUCGGAGUGCAGAGCGUCUCCCAGCUGACCAGGCUCCGGGUUCUCUCUCUGUGUAACACGUCGGUGUCGGAUGCCGGACUGAUCCAUCUCCGGGGAUUGAACCUUCUGGAGGAAUUAAGUCUGGACCGGACUAAAGUGACGAGCAGAGGGGUGUCCCAGUGUAUCCCUCACCUCCUCCACCUCCAGGUCCUCGGUCUCUCCGAUACUCCGGUUGGUGACAAUGUCCUGAAACUCGGAAUCCAGAACUGCAAAAAUCUGCUGAAAGUAAACUUGAGCCGCACAAGGGUCACCAACAAAGGUCUCCGUUUCCUGAGACACUCCUCCAUUGUGCAGAUCAACCUAGACGGCACCGGGGUCACCCUCCAGGGUGUAUCUGAACUGAUGGCCAUCUGUGCCAGCUUAACCAGCGUAAGAGCCGCGAACCUUCGCCUCAUCCUCAGUGAGGAGGUGUCCGAUGAAGAGGCCAGCUGAGGAUCCGCCCCCUCCUGGUGACAAAACAUGGACGCCGGGGAAGUCCUGGCAGGAGGGCGGUCAUGACAUGAGACCGAGCUGUGAUGUCAUCACCCAUGAAAAUGAUGUAAUCGGGCAAUACUAAUGUUAUCCGGGCAGCAUUAGCACUGUACAUUACUACAGACCAUUCUUUUCUCCAGAGAUUAUAUUUUGUUUGACCUCCUUUACAUUUUACCAGGAAGAGAAUCUGCCGAGAUGAAUAAAAUCCUUUAAUGAA